Lates calcarifer (barramundi perch) is the source of this 2810-nucleotide messenger RNA. Its product is annotated as N-acetyllactosaminide beta-1,3-N-acetylglucosaminyltransferase 2. Gene Ontology annotation, molecular function: hexosyltransferase activity. Bases 253 to 1641 code for a protein of 462 amino acids. Lineage: Eukaryota; Metazoa; Chordata; Actinopteri; Centropomidae. The transcript has 2 exons. Gene Ontology annotation, cellular component: membrane. The record is from RefSeq and is a predicted model, not a curated record.
CUUUUCUGUGCUCAGUCAAAUCUCCUGGAGCUACAGCGGUCACAUUGGUCAGUAGGCCACAAGAGUUUAGGCUGAAAAAGAAAAACCUUCUCAACUGAUUUUCGUUUCCUUUCAGUUUCACUUAGCCAGGAAUGGGGUCAUCCAAUUACUAGAAUGGGCAAUCCGCUUUGGUUAUCAAAACAGAUGUUGUGAUUCAGUGCUUUAUAGAUAAAGAUUGAAUUGAAUGAGGGUGCCUUCAGUUAAAACAGUUAAAUGGCGCGGUGUCACUGUCGCUGGUGUAAUGUGUUUAUCUGCAUGUGCAGCCCAUGCAUUUGCCUGGUGCUGCUGUUCAUCUAUGCCAGUAUAAUGGUGUGCAUGGACAUGCAGAGCACCAUCUCACCAUCCAGGGUCAUAGAAGAAGAUCGUUUUGUGGCCCCAGGAACUUUGAGAAACAACAGCUUUGCCCCACUGCCGAACACUUUCUGGAAGCUCCACUGGCAUGGAGAUGCCUUUUGGAACCAUCUCCAACUGUCCAUCGACCGCCAUUUCAACCCCAUCCUGCACCCCAACACCAAGCUUGGAUUUGAUGAUAGCACCCUACUGAGGCAAAGUUUCUCUGAAGUUAUCAACCUGGAUAGCACGAAGAAAAACCUUGACAAGCUGCCACAGCACAUACAAGAGUUUGUGGGCUACAUGAACAUUAGGGACUACGCAACCCUCAUACAGCCAGAUGGUGUAUGUGGAGCUGGGGCAAAAGAUGAGAGGGAGCCUCCGCUGCUUCUCCUGGCCAUCAAGACAACAGAACUGAACUUUAAGAAUCGGCAGGCCAUUCGACAGACCUGGGGCCAGGUGGGGUGGAUGGCAGGACAGAAGAGGAACAGUAGCAGAGGAGAUGAAGGUGGAGGAUACAUCCGCAGGGUGUUCCUGCUGGGCAAAGAAAACCCUGAGGAACUGGGUGUAGAUUUAUCUGAAUUAUUACAGAUUGAGAGUCAACGAUAUGGAGACAUUCUACAAUGGAAUUUCAAGGACACAUUUUUUAACCUCACCUUGAAGGAUGUGCUCUUCUGGGACUGGUUCUCACGUUCCUGCAGCCAGACUCGGUUUGUCUUCAAGGGAGAUGACGAUGUCUUUGUCAACACCCCAAAUAUGAUAACCUACCUCCAGGAGCAGCUAAAGAAGCCAAAAGCACACAGGACUAUGAAAGACUUCAUGGUUGGAGAUGUCAUAGGUGCAGCCAUACCCAACCGAGUCAACAACUCCAAGUACUUUAUCCCCGACACCUUCUACCAGGGCCUCUAUCCUACAUAUGCGGGUGGGGGAGGGGUGGUGUACUCAGGCCUAUUGGCCAAACGCCUACACAACAUAUCUAAAAGGAUUCACCUGUUCCCCAUUGAUGACGUUUAUGUAGGUAUGUGUAUGAUUCGGCUUAACGUUUACCCCAUUCACCACGAUGCCUUCCUCACAUUUGAUUUUCCUGGAAAGGAAAAGGAGGAGCGGUGUUCAUACCACAGAAUCCUACUGGUCCACAAACGAAACCCCAACCAGAUAAUUAAACUGUGGGAGGAUGUAAAAAAGACACAGACACAGUGUCAGGGUGUACCUCUGAGGAACGCAGCAAAGAAGGAAAAGAAGGAUAAGAAACCAAAACAAGCAAAACUCUAAGACUAUCCCAUGAUUUAUGGCAAAGUUUUGUCUACUGAAGAAUAAUUGGCACUAUAAUAUAUAAUAAGUUACAAGGAGGUGACAUUGUGUUAACUAAUUUCUGUAUUUAUUUUUUUAUUUACUUUAGGCCUCUGUGUUCUGUAGUUAUAUUUAAUUACAUUUAACAAUGUGAAAACCUUGGGGAUUUAUGUACAAAACAGUUGUGUUAAAUGUAGUCACUGUUAAGAUGAGUUUGACUUGACAGUGGUUGAGCCAGUUUUGCAGUGUUGAGACUGGAAAGGUCUGGAGUCUGUAUGUUUACAUCAUUGGCAUAAGAUGAGCUGCUGUUAGCCAAUCAGCUUCCAGCGAUGUUUUAAAGUCAAAAAGGGGCUCCACGUGUUAAGCUUGUGAUAGAAAAUGCAUGACAAUCAGCCAGAGUGAUGAAUGUGUAAAGUAUGUUUGUACAUUACUGUGAACUUUCUCUGGUACUUUUAUCUUCAAAUUAGCUGUGAAUACAUGCUUUUCUACCUCUGUGAAACCAGCUACUCCUUUAUGACCCUCCUUUCCCACAAACUGAAUUAAAGUCUACAAGACUCUACAAGAUAAAAGUCCAACAGACUUUAUUUUCAUUGUGCUUUACUCCUGCAACUAGUAUUGGUACAAAAGCAAAUGCAGAAAACCACUUUUAAGCCGUUUAAGCUGUUAUCAUCUACGUGCCUGGGUCCUGUGAUGAACAGAAGCACAAAAGAUGAAAAAACAAUGUGGUCAUCCCAACAAAACUCAUAGACAAAAGGUGGAGUCUGGGGCUUAUGACAGGGGUUUGUUUCCCCAUGAGCAAAGGACCUUGUAUUAAUAGUCACUCAAACAGUGAGGCAGACACCCAGGACCGUUAAACAGUAUCUGAGGUAUGUUGCCUGACUAAUUUCUUUGUUGCUUUCCCAGGGGCGAAAUGUGUCACGUACGAAUUUCCAGUAGAACUGGUUUCACUUGUGGUAGAAAGAAACUGCUCAAUGGCUUAACAUCUAAUAAUGUGAGUUUAUGUUUUGUUAAGUUAAACUUUUAGCCAUACCCAUGUUACAUCUGCAAAGUUAUUUCGAGAAGAGACAUAAAAAUAAAGACAUUAAAGACAAAAUGUUGAAUUGCCUGAGUGCAAAACAUGGAGAUAUUAAACUGAACUGAUGUAAAACACA